Molecule: messenger RNA, 555 nt
Organism: Penicillium alfredii
Lineage: Eukaryota; Fungi; Ascomycota; Eurotiomycetes; Eurotiales; Aspergillaceae
Exons: 1
Coding region: 1-555 (184 amino acids)
Source: RefSeq, a predicted model, not a curated record
AUGAUGAUGGAGAGAAUUGAACGCACCAAGACAGGAAAGAAUACCACUUGCGAUGAGAAGGCUCUUGAACCCUUCGCGCGACGCAUUUGCGAAUUAAUUUCUCAACGGAACGAAGACGCUGCUACGCAGGCGGACAUUCGAGAAAAGCCAUGUCCCGACCUCCCUACAAACCAAACGGAUGAUUACAAAACCAAAGAACCGACACCAGCACCCGUUCGGACUACGGAAAGAAAUCCAUUUCCCGGGGAUCCGCCCUCGGCCGAAGUCUCACCAGAGAAACUUACUUGGAGUAUCCCAUACCACACCGAAGUAUCUCCAACUCCAACACUACCAUACAAAGACACACCGGCGGGAGAAAGCAAGGAGCUAUCAGCAGUAAACGAUAUCCAGCAAAGCUCGGGUACUGGCAAAAGAACGCGUGACAACAGUACCAUGAGCCCCGAGGUCGAGAUUCGGCCUGCCAAACAGCAGCGAAUCAAGGAAGAACCGGUUACGGACAGCGAAGACACUCUCUCAUCAGACGACACCGAGGAACUCUUUGAUGUUCUCUGCUGA